Galleria mellonella (greater wax moth) is the source of this 4118-nucleotide messenger RNA. Its product is annotated as transducin beta-like protein 2. Gene Ontology annotation, cellular component: endoplasmic reticulum; nucleus. Gene Ontology annotation, molecular function: nucleic acid binding; protein binding; exonuclease activity. The transcript has 6 exons. The record is from RefSeq and is a predicted model, not a curated record. Bases 171 to 1520 code for a protein of 449 amino acids. Gene Ontology annotation, biological process: endoplasmic reticulum unfolded protein response. Lineage: Eukaryota; Metazoa; Arthropoda; Insecta; Lepidoptera; Pyralidae.
UUCGGUUUACACUGGUUUAUACUCGGUAAACUGUCAUUUUCAUCUUCCAUCCCGCCUCUUGUUGCGCUCAGUCAGUCUGAUAUCGCGAAUACUGUUACGACGCUUGAACCUUAAGUGUUAUUAAAUACGAAUAUUAUAAAAUUGUUGAUUGUUGUUAUUUUUGAGUGAAAAUGGGCGAUAUUCAAGCCGGUUUAAACACAAAUGUAUUCCUUGUGGCAGGAAUUACUGUAUUUUUAUGUAUACUGAUACAUUUUGUUUACAAAACCUUCUUUGGAAGUAAAAAAAAGGAGAUAUUCAAAGAUGAAGCGGAGAACAAUUUGGGCGCUCCGGCGGAAGAAGUUGUAUCUGAAACGAAAUCGCCACAAAAUCGCGUCAGUGGUAAAAGUAAAAAACGAGCACCAUGGAAAGGCAAGACAGAAUUCAGUCACCCCUGGCACCUUAAGAAUCUCAAAGGCCAUCCAGGCACAGUGUUAAUGGCAGAUUUUUCCGCCAACGGCAAAUUUAUGGCCGCCACCUGUGAUGAUGGUUCUGUGAUUCUAUGGGAUAUCCGGGAUCUGAAUCAAAAGGAACACAAGACGUUGCGUGUGAACAUCGAGUUUGACCACGCGUCCCAUGUUGCAUGGAGUCCUGACUCUAAGGCGUUCAUCAUUCACACCGUACGGGAGAACAACAUUGUCGUCUACAAGAUAGAGAAGAAAAAGGAUGGCACCAUAGGAUCCGCUAAUCCGGUCAUCACAUUUGACAAGGUGCAUACAGACGAUGUCAUCGGUUUCGGCAUAUCGAGCAACGGGAAGUUCAUGAUGUCUUGCUCAUCGAAGACUGACAUGGUUAUAUGGGAUCUUAAAGGGCAACAGCUAGAGAAACUUGAUACAUACUUAAUGAAUACUUACACCGCCAAAAUAUCGCCAUGUGGACGUUUCGUUGUGGCUACUGGUUUUGCACCCGACGUGAAACUAAUGGAAGUGUGUUUUACAAAAUCGGGCGAAUUCAAACAGGUGACGAAGGCUUUCGAAUUGACCGGACACACGUCGGGUAUAUAUGACGUGGCAUUCGAUGUGGACACCUCGCAUAUCGCCACUAUAUCUAAGGACGGCACGUGGAAGCUAUACCACACAAAGAUCGACUAUGUUCGCGGCGAGUCGCCCCACGUGCUCGAAACCGGCAAGUACACACAGAGCGCGAAUGCACCUCACAUAGCGCUGUCGCCCAAUGCUGAGGUGCUUGCUGUGUCAGUGGAUUCUUCCGUUGAAUUCUAUGACACGUACACCGGGGAACUAUACGACACGGUGGAGAAUUUGUACUCAGGUUUAAUUACGUACAUGAAGUUCGAUGCCAGUGGAAAAUUCUUGUUCGUGUGUGGCGAUCGCGCUGUCAGAAUUCUCCACAACGUGUGCGGCUACCAUACCACAAUAGCUAGCUGUACACGUCUUCUUGGCUCCAAGCAAACCUCGGCGACAGUGGAACGCCUCAACAAAACCAUACAAGACUGCAAAGAGACGUUGGCCAAAUUUGGCAAGUAAUUGCAGCCAAAUGUCCAAUUAUCUCGUCAUUUGCAUUUAUUUUCGUAUGUAGUUGAUUAGAUACUAUUUUUAUACGUUUAGUUAGGUCUUUACAACAAAAUGUAUUAUUUUUGCAUCACAAAUUAUUCGUAAGUGUAUGUUGAUUAAAGUGGUAAUUUUUUUAAUGAAUAAGAAUAUUUUCCCAUGCACUAUUAGUCUAGACUAACAUCGAGGGAUGAUAAGUUGUAAUAGACUCAGUUCAGCUGUCCUAUCAUUCACAAAAACCAACGCAGAUGUCCAGACGGGAGGUCGACUUUUGCGAGAAUAUUACUUACAAUGCCCCCCCCCCCAAACAAUAGGUUAACUCGUUAACCAGAGGAGAAAAGUUACAAAUGGAGUAUGUACCUAUAUAGUGACAAUCUUGCAAAUAUUACAGGAAGCUGAUGUACAUAUAUAAAUUGUAAUUGGCUCAAAUUUUACGAUACUCUAUGAUUUUGUCUUUGAGGAAUGGAUGAUGAAUUAUUAAAAUGAUAAUGAUGACAUUGAUCUCUGUAAAAUAUGUGUAAUUGCACAAUUGACUGCAAGCCGGUGAACUGUAAUCAGUAUGUGAAAUUAAUAUUAAAGUAUAGUAAAAUUUAAGCAUUUUUUAUGAUUCUACUGCUAUUAAUUUCAACAAUAAAGUUGAAUAAAUUGUUUUGAAAUUUUAAAUUUAAAAUGUUUCUAAAAUGCAAAGCGACUUGUAUUCUAUUAGAUUUAAUUUGUAUAAGUGUGUUUCUGUAAAAUUCUUGGAAAUUAUCCAUAUUUAUGAAUUACGUGUCUGUCUAUAAUUCUCAUUAUAAUAAUACCGAAGUAGAAUAUUUACUUUUACAUACAUAGUGCAUUAAUGAGUCUGUUGAAUUCAAAAUCGUGACCCAGUGAUCUACUACCCGAUUCAUAAGACACCAAUUGUCGUCAGUUCGAAUCUGGUCGACACAAAAAACUUGUUUAAAAUUCCAAAUAACUUGCCGGCAGUGCUAAACGCCGUUAAUAAACCUUAUUUCCUUAGUGACAGCUAUGUGUUCGCCGACUGGAAAGUUGUAUCUAAUAUUCUCGGCGAAACCUGGAUACAUUCAGUGUCACUAUUAUCAAUUCAAUAUAGCCGACUGAUACUUAUGAACAAUCCAUCUAUAUCAUAUAAUGAAAUAAUACAGCUGUGAUCAUAUAUUUUUGUAUUGACCAUCUCUGCCUCAUUUAGUUGCAUACUAAUCGUGCUCUAUAAUAUGCUAUUUUUAUGUGUCUAUACUACUAUUAUGUCCUUAAAAUAUUGCAACUCCUGGAAAAGUAUAGGUUAAAUGAUUGUGAAAGUAUACGAUGUUCCUAAAAGUUUAACUACGACAACAUGCAAAGGAUUACUUACUAUACAAAGAUAUAGUCAAAACUUUUAUUUUGUAUAUGUAACUCCUAAUUUCUGUAAUCACUUCUAUCUUAUUAUCCUGUGCAUCUAUCUAUUUUAUUAAUGUUUUAUCAACAGAAUUGACACUUAUGUUUCUACUUGCUUAUAUAAAAAACUUUGAAUCCAUAAUCAAAUUAUAUACACCUAUAGAAUAUUAAUUAAUGUAAUCAAUUUCUUAAAACUAGUGUUAGUAUUUUUUUCCUAGAAAAACUAUAUUACCAAAAACUUAAAAGAAAUAAAAUUCUCGAAAAAAAAAGAACACCUGUGUCUAGACCAACAGCACUACAUAUAGAAUAAAAAGUAUAUGUAUUAUUAUGCAGUGCCAUUGGUAGUGAUUAUCAUUAAAAAAGCGGAAAACAUGACAGAUAUUACCUUCUAUAUGAGAUUAUGAUGAGCGAAGUUACUGGUAAGAGAAGGAUCAGUCGCAGGUUUGCUCCGCAACAUCUGGGAGUAAAUGAGCAUUGCGUAUGAAUUUCAGCCGAAGAGCCACCAGCCACCUCGAGAGUAGGACAGACUCCAUGAGCUAAUAGUUCCUUCGCUAGUUGAAGAGACACUAAAAGAAGAUUAAUCAAAGAAUACUAACACUAGUUUUAAGAAGUGGUUUUCGUUAAUAAAUUACUGUAUUUUCCAAUUUGUAGUUAAUGUUGCAUUCGAAAUUAAGUCACGUAAAAAUGUGUACAGCUAUCUACAUUUAUUUGUCUGGUAAUUACAAAUUUAAUGGAUGUACGAUUGAUUUCGAUUCUCUAAAAGAAUGUUUUGAAUUCAUGACUUUUAAUUAUUCAUUAUUCAUGUUAUUAUGUUUGAUGACCAAUCGAUAUUUAAGAUGUUACUUACACAGUAUUAUAUAAUUAUUGUAAUUUGGUAAUGGUUUGUAAUGAUUUACAAUAUUAGAAAUUUAAAAAUAAUUUGAAUAUAAUGAUAAUGUAUGCAAUUACCUACCUACUUAAUUGCAAAUUACUUUCAAUAUGUCAUCGGCGUGACAAUGCCUUUGUAUGUUAACGUAGUAAUAUUUAGAAAACGGUUCCUAAUUUAUGUAACUUAGUAAACGGAGUUAACAGUAUGUAUUCCAGACUAUAUAACAAUAGGUAUGGGUCAGUAGGAGUGUAUGUCACAGGUUGUCGACCUAUAUUUUUUGCUAUGUACCUACACAGUAAUUUGUUUUUCAAUAAAGUUUUAUAUUUGUGAAA